UUUAUGUACGAUCACUAACCAAUUACUCUCUUUCUUUCUAUAUCAGAAGAACAAAGCCAAAAAGAGUCUCCCCAGAAGGAGAAAACGCUUUGAUAGAGAGAAACAAAAUGGAACAUAACCAUGACAUGGGAAUGGGAGGUCCAUCAUCAACCAUGAACAAGACCACCAUGAUGCAUCCCCACAAUAAGAUGAUGAUGCACAUGACAUUCUUUUGGGGCAAAAAUGCAGAAAUUCUCUUCUCCGGUUGGCCUGGAACAAGAGCUGGAAUGUAUGUUUUAGCUUUAAUAGUUGUUUUUGCUUUUUCUUUUCUUGUUGAAUGGCUUUCUCACUCUCACUUGAUCAAGCCUGGCUCUUCCAACUUGUUUGCCGGUUUAAUCCAGACUUUCUUGCAUGCUUUACGUGUUGGUUUGGCUUAUUUGGUUAUGUUGGCUGUUAUGUCAUUUAAUGGCGGUGUUUUCUUGGUGGCGGUGGCUGGUCAUACUCUUGGAUUCUUGAUUUUUGGAAGUAGGGCUUUCAAGAAAACUUCUUCUCCUCCGCCCCUUGCAAAAAGCGUUGAUCUUCCUCCAAUGAGUUGCUGAUAUAUUAUUGAAGGAAAUCAUUGGUGUUUGAUUAUUGAUUCUUGAAAUAAUUGAAUUUGCUGAUUUAUCUCCAGUUGCAUGUUCUUUUUUCUUUUUUUUUUUUUUUUUUUUUAUUA
Molecule: messenger RNA, 694 nt
Organism: Jatropha curcas
Lineage: Eukaryota; Viridiplantae; Streptophyta; Magnoliopsida; Malpighiales; Euphorbiaceae
Product: copper transporter 6
Biological process (GO): copper ion transmembrane transport
Cellular component (GO): plasma membrane
Molecular function (GO): copper ion transmembrane transporter activity
Source: RefSeq, a predicted model, not a curated record